UGCUUGUAGAGUGCAGUCGAGCAUUUCUGCGCUCGCUCCCGUUUUCAAACUGUUCCUUUCAGUGCGUGUCUUGACAUGUUCCUUUUUACCAGUCCGGCGUAACUAAUUCAACAAUCGAUUGAAUAAAAUUCAAGCAGCUGUUAUCAGGGUUUUCUAAUUUCAUGUGUGGCCUGCUGAGGUGAUGGCUGGUGACUUCUGCAUGCUGGAUAACACAAAAUCUAGAUAGACAGCUGUCGACAUUUUCUCGGGAGAAUAGAAUACAUGAACGCUACAAACCUUCUAGACAUGUUGGAUAAUGGAGUAAUUCUCUGUCAUCUGGCGAAAUUAAUCCAAAAUAGAAUCCAAGAAGCUGUUGACGAUGGUACAGAACCUGGACCCGUUCCAAUAAUGAAAGGAAGGUGUUUCGAGAAUGCGGCUAGACGUAGCUUCUUCUCGAGGGAUAACAUGGACAGAUUUAUACAGUUCUGUCGACAAUUGGGUGUCCAUCAGAAUUUAUUAUUUGAGAGUGAAGACUUAGUGCUACAAAACAACCCGCGCAGUGUGAUCCUAUGUUUGAUGGAGGUGGCACGAUUGGCGUCCAGGUACAACAUAGAGCCACCCGGUCUGGUUGCGUUGGAGAAAGAGAUAGCCGAGGAGGAGUCACAUGACUCGGGCCUCUCUCUCGUCUCCUGGCAGUUUCAGGGUACUGGCACCAUAUCCAAACCUAGCAGACACUCAGGCAGCGACAGUAGGCGUGGCCUGGGGGACAGCGGUGCAGGGGGAGACGACGGUGGCCUGGUGGGGGGUGGGGGAGCCAGUGACGGGGUGCCCUCCGACACGACCGAGGAUGACUGGUCGAGGGGAAGUGGCGAGGAUCCUGACCUCCUAGACAUCACUGACCAUUCGGGUAUCAUCAACACACCGGCUAGAGGGGAUGCUGGCAUGAGUGACCUCGACAGGAAGGUACAACACGCAACCAGAGCAGCACAAAGGCACUGUCACUGUAGGGCAGAUAAAUGCGACAAACUCAGAGUGAAAAAAGUCGGAGAAGGCAGAUACAACAUUGCUGGAAGGAAUGUUUUUGUUAGGUUACUGAAAGGCCGCCACAUGAUGGUGAGGGUUGGUGGUGGUUGGGACACACUGGACCACUUCCUGCAGCGACAUGACCCCUGUCAAAUCAAAGCGAGAUGCUGUACUAAUAAAGCGAGUGGACCUAAUGAAGCACCUCCACAUCCUCCAAAGGCUCCAUGUCAGACACCGGAAUCUGUCAAAGAUAACAAGCCGAAGAAGAGGAAACUGGACUUGACUCGGAGUCAGACUAUUGUGAAGACGAAUCAAGCGGACUCUGAACAGCUGCAGGAAUUAAGUGAAAUGACUGAGAACACCAUCACUAGCACCAUGGAUAUAAGCGAGUCAACCAUCACCACAGAUCUCAAAAAAGACAACGAAAAAGUCUCUUUGAAAAAGAUUGAUCCGCUCAUUCUGUUGUGCUCGGUUUAUCUGUUUCUUCAUGUCGUCACCAAACACAUGCAGUGAAAAAAGAAAGAAAAAAGGAACUGGGAAAAGUCUGGACUUUUCUUUUGAAUUGUGUCUGUUGAUGAUGAUAAAAUUAUCCUGAAAGUAGUCUCCACUAAACCACAAAUAACGUACAACAAUAUCAAUGUGUAUUGAAUAUAAAAAUACUACUACUGAAUAUAAAAAUUUUGAGAUCUAUUAGUCAAGAAUCUAUUGAAUCCAAUAUUCGAAAAGUAUUUGUAGAUAAUAAAAAUUUGCUUGAACAAAAUAAAAAAACCUGGAUUUUCUCCAACUAAAAAAUUCUUCAAAUCUAGUCUUAUUUGAGUUGAAUAGGAUGAAUAAGUAGCCUAGCUAGAAUAUAGAUGUUGAGACAAGUUUAGAACAAAAGAAUGCAUAGAUCUAUCUUCCUUCUCCGUAGAUAAUUUCAAAUAAUAACUUUAUCUCUUCUCAACUGUUUAGUGAAAAAUUGAAACAAAUCAAGUAAAAUAAUCUGAGACAGUCUUUGUCUACACCUUUCCUAGACCCACAAUUUUGUAGGUAGAUAAUAAAAAAACCAACAUUACACUAUUCUCGAUUUAAGCUAUUGUUAAUUGAUCCUACCUGAAACAAUUGUACCUUACUUACUCUAGUUACCUUAAUUCAUAAAAAUGAUCUCUUAUUACAAAUCCAAGUAGUACGGUAUUGUUGUAUCUGUUAAUGAAUUCAUUAUCACGUGAUGCAUAGGAUUUAUCAUUAGAAACACUUCUCCUUUCUGUUAGUGAAUUCAUUAUAACGUGAUGCAUAGGAUUUAUGAAUUAGAAACACUUCUCCUUUAUAUGACUCUCAUGGUGAAAAUCACAGUAACUGUAUAAAAUAGUAAAGAUUAAUGUAACAAAUUACCGUAUAUAAAAACUUCCAAUGAACUUGUAUCAGAUAAUAAAAUUGUAGCUUCAAGAUUUCCUUCAAAUUGUUGAAUACAAAUAUCACUGUGCAAACGAGAUAACUAUUCAUUGUAAACAAAUUAUUAUUAUUCGGCAUCAUUCAUGUAGCUCAAACAAUAGGAUAUUCUUAAUAACUUACAAUAUUUUUAAUCUCUUAUUAGGUUAAAAUUUGUAGUAAAACAUUUUAAAAUAAAAACUAGUACUGUAGUACCUGUUGUUUAGAGCACUCUAUUGUAGACUCAGAUACAAUAUGGCUCAAAGUAAUCUAUAGAUUUUCCUAAUUAUAAAGCUGACCCAGUACAAAAUACCACUACAAACGUUUUACGUUUAAUCUUUCACAAUACUGAAGUUGAAUAUAAUAUGAAAAAUUGUUUAAAAUCGGACCACACAAUAUAUUUAAUUUUAAAGCACCUGAAACUUAACUCAAGGACUAAGCAGAAUGUGAGACUUAAUUGGAUAUUGAUUGAAAAUUAUCUGAUUCAGUUAUUUGUUUUAUUUUAUCAUGUUAAUAUUGAUAAAAGGUAUUUCUAUGUUGGAUGUAAAUGUAUGAUAAUCUAAUGAUAUUCACUGUUGUAGAUUGAUUUAUUAAUAAACUUGUAGUAUACUCUUGUACUGAUAGAUACUUACAAAAAUCAAAACUUUAUGUUAUUAGUGUCAA
Messenger RNA from Nilaparvata lugens (brown planthopper), 3072 nucleotides. RefSeq names its product growth arrest-specific protein 2. The record is from RefSeq and is a predicted model, not a curated record. Gene Ontology annotation, cellular component: actin filament. Gene Ontology annotation, biological process: actin crosslink formation. Lineage: Eukaryota; Metazoa; Arthropoda; Insecta; Hemiptera; Delphacidae. Gene Ontology annotation, molecular function: microtubule binding; actin filament binding; cytoskeletal adaptor activity.